AUGCUCAAUUUCAACAACCAUAAAUGCACUGCCGGUUCCGGUUCUCAUAAGCCAAGUUCUACAUGCUGCACAGCAAAGGAAGGAGGUGAGACCCCACGGAUAGACGCCGCGAUAAAUAGCGUGAUCGACGAAAGUGAUGAGACGCUGCGGAGUGUUCUAGCGGAAAGCCUCAGUUGCUACGUGGAGACGGAAACGAUAUCAUCAAGCUGGAAGAAGUCAAAAAGAAUGGUAUUGUUCAAGAAGAGCGAGAAGGAAGACCUGAGGUACUACCGCCCCAUUUACCUCCUCCCACAAGUCUACAACCUGUUCACCAAGAUUAUCAGCAUUGGACUCUCAGCAAGUUUGGACGAAUAG
Messenger RNA from Soboliphyme baturini, 354 nucleotides. The record is from the annotation of a GenBank genome assembly. Lineage: Eukaryota; Metazoa; Nematoda; Enoplea; Dioctophymatida; Soboliphymatidae.